CAACACAAACAAACAAACAUACAAAACUCAGUUCUCAAUUCUCAGUUCUCUCUCGAUCUCGCAUCUCGACGAUUUAGAAGAAGAAGAAGAGCGAUGGCCCGUACGAAGCAGACUGCUCGAAAGUCGACCGGCGGCAAGGCUCCGAGGAAGCAACUGGCGACGAAGGCUGCCCGGAAGUCGGCCCCGACCACCGGAGGAGUGAAGAAGCCGCACAGGUACCGGCCUGGAACCGUGGCUCUCCGUGAAAUCCGAAAGUACCAGAAGAGCACGGAGCUGUUGAUCAGGAAGCUUCCGUUCCAGAGGCUUGUUCGUGAAAUCGCUCAGGACUUCAAGACGGACCUGCGUUUCCAGAGCCACGCCGUGUUGGCCCUGCAGGAGGCGGCGGAGGCCUACCUCGUUGGGCUCUUCGAGGAUACUAAUCUGUGCGCCAUUCAUGCCAAGCGUGUUACUAUUAUGCCCAAGGAUAUCCAGCUUGCAAGGAGAAUCAGGGGUGAGAGGGCUACGCUCUACGAUUUAGAAGAAGAUCCAUCCAUGGCCCGUACGAAGCAGACUGCACGGAAGUCCACCGGCGGCAAGGCUCCGAGGAAGCAACUGGCGACGAAGGCUGCCCGGAAGUCGGCCCCGACGACCGGAGGAGUGAAGAAGCCGCACAGGUACCGCCCUGGAACGGUGGCUCUACGUGAAAUCCGAAAGUAUCAGAAGAGCACGGAGCUGCUGAUCAGGAAGCUUCCGUUCCAGAGGCUUGUUCGUGAAAUCGCUCAGGACUUCAAGACGGACCUGCGUUUCCAGAGCCACGCGGUGUUGGCGCUGCAGGAGGCGGCGGAGGCCUACCUUGUUGGGCUCUUUGAGGAUACUAAUCUGUGCGCCAUUCAUGCCAAGCGAGUCACAAUUAUGCCCAAGGAUAUUCAACUUGCUAGGAGAAUCAGGGGUGAGAGGGCUUAAUUAAGCAUGCAUCCUGCGGUUUAAUUGUUUGAAUCUGUCAAUCGAUCAUGAAUACAUGAUAAGGGGAUUGCUUUUGUUUUGAGGGAUUUCAAUGAGAAAGACACUGGUUGCAAUUAGGAUUGUCUUCAACCUCCUUUAUUUUCAUUUGUUUAAUUAUUUCCGAAUUUCUCUUCCCCUAAUUUUGUGUUCACAAUAAGUCUAAAAUCACACAAGUUAGUGUUAUCGAUCAUUUGCUCGUAACUAUUGUAAUUACAUGUAUGAUUUGUAAGCUAAUGAUAUAGCUUAUGUAUAGAACUAGA
Messenger RNA from Rosa chinensis, 1241 nucleotides. Its product is annotated as histone H3-like centromeric protein CSE4. Lineage: Eukaryota; Viridiplantae; Streptophyta; Magnoliopsida; Rosales; Rosaceae. The transcript is spliced from 2 exons. Gene Ontology annotation, cellular component: nucleosome. Gene Ontology annotation, molecular function: protein heterodimerization activity; DNA binding; structural constituent of chromatin. Bases 94 to 942 code for a protein of 282 amino acids. The record is from RefSeq and is a predicted model, not a curated record.